AUGAGUGGAAAUCAACCAAGAAGUGGUAAUAAACCAUCUUUCUUCAAAACUUUACCUGAGAAUAUCGCUACUUCGCCAACCGGUAUUGUUAAGAUUUCACACAGUCCUUUCCCUUCUUUAAAUCCAAACAAACAGUUCAAAUCAGUUUAUGAAAGAGCAGGGUUUGAUGUUUACAAGCCAAACAAGUCAAGAAGCAAUUCUCGUGUCACUUCACCAACUAUUGAACAUGGAUUCAGAUCACAAUCAGCUGCUCAACUAAAUCAACCUCCUUCUGGUUUUCCAAGAGUUUUUGAUGAAAAGAGAAAUAUGAGUGAACAAAAUUACGUCGGUCAACCACAACAAAGAAGUACCAAUAACGGAUACAAAUACGGUGAUCAAGUCCCAGGUUUCAACAAGGCAGCUCUUAAUAUCGAUGCUAAUUUGGCCAACUCUUCAGAAAGAGGUGAAAUAUCAGCUCAAAUGUCUACACCUUCUGUCGCUACUAGCACUUUUGAUAGACAUGGCGGUGGACAACCUUUCAGCUCAACAUCAACAACAUUUACAGAUACUGAUAAUAGAUCACCUUCAAGUCGUACAUAUUCAAAUGAUAAUGAUGUCUCAAAUAAUCAAUUUGUUAGUGCACAAUCAUUACCAUACACAUCUCCUGAUAGAAAUUCAAAAAAUUCUAUUCCAACUUAUCGUUCAAAUGGUGUUGCUUCAACCCCAUCAGCUAGUGGGUCACCAGAUGAAUAUUCAUUUGCUCCAACUCAUGUCAACAAUGAAGGAUAUUCCAGAUCUAUCCAACCACAAAAUCCAUAUAAUCAAACAUUUUACAAUAAUCAAAACCAAUUUGAACCACGUUCAGCUGGGACAGAUUAUAAUGAUGAAGCGGAUACUUCUAUUAACACUGUCAAAUAUACACCAAAAGCAGAUGUUGGUAAUCGUGAUUCGAGACCAAUGUUACAAGCUCAUGAAGAUUUAUUAGCAAGUACAACAAUGGAUAAAUCUUUGGAAGGUUUCAAUCCAAUUUCAAAUUCCACAGGUAUCGAUAGUUCAAUUAACAAUGGAACUCCGUCAGAUGGAGGUGAUAUUUCAGAUGAUGAAUCGUUCAAGAGUGAAAUUUUAUCACCAAAAUUCAAUUUUGAAACUAGUAAAGAAAAUGCAGAAGAUGUCACAAGUAAUCAUGAUGAAACAACAAGAAAUUUAGAACUAAAUCUUCCACCAUCACCUCAAAAGCAACAAGAACCAUAUUUUCAACCUCAACCACAAUCACCUGCACCACCUUCACAAUCAACAAUUCCACAAUUCAUUGUCAGUGAUUCAGAUGGUAACAUUCAAUAUCAAGAUGAUGUUAAAUCUCCUUCACCAACAUAUAAUCAAAAUAGUAGACAAAGUGCUGUUUCAAUGGCUGCUAGUUCAAUCUAUAGUAAUGAAGAUAAGAAUGAACAAUUACAAUCAACACAUAUACCCGAUACUAUUGAAGAAAAUGAAGAAGAAUUUGAAGAUGCCCAACAAUAUAAUCAAGCUCCACAAUAUGAUUCACAACCAGUCCAACAAUAUGAAGAUGAUUAUAACAAUGAUUACAAUUCACAACCAGGUCAACAAUAUGAAGAUGACUAUAACAAUAAUUACACUCCACAACGUGAUUUACAUAACAAUUUUGAUCAUGAAUACGAUGAUGAUUUAAAUAAUGCACAUGAAUCAUCAGGUCCAGUUUAUGAAGAAAUUGAACAACAAUUAGAAACUUUAUCAAUGAGAUCAAAAUCACCACUACCACCUCAAGCUCAAGUUCAAUCACAACCACCUCAAAUUAUGGUUCAUUCUGUUAAAGAAGUAUCAACUGAUGAUAUUAAUAAUCAUAGAGAUGCACCAGAACCACCAUUACAUCAUAGAAGAUUAAAUUCAGAAGUUAAGUCAUUUGAUGAAAAUCAACAAACUGUUCAUUCUAAUGGGUAUCAAGGUGAUCAACAACCAGAACCAGAACACCACCAAUAUCAUGAGCAUGAUCAUGAUUAUCAACCACAAGAACAAGAAAUCACACAACCAGAACACAAGGAACCAGAAAUACCGAAAUGGCCACCUGGUGAAGGUCCGUGUAGAAAAUGUGGACUUGAAAUUGAAACUAAACCAAUUUAUUCUAAAAGUGGUGAAUUAUCAGGUCAAUGGCAUAGAGAAUGUUUCACAUGUACUGUUUGUGAUUUAAAAUUCAAUAAAAAAACUACUUGUUUUGUGCUUAAUGAUAUGCCAUAUUGUGAAUAUCAUUAUCAUUUAACAAAUAACUCACUUUGUAAAGUUUGUGGUGAAGGUAUUGUUGGUAAAUGUCUUGAAAAUGAUGCUGCUGAUAGAUAUCAUGUUGAUUGUUUGAAAUGUACAAAAUGUUCAAAACAAAUUACAAGUGAUUAUCUAUCAAUUAAUGAUAAAGUUCAUUGUGAAUCUUGUGCCUUGGAAUUCACUUCAAGUUCACAAUUAGGUAUUGAUAAUGAACUUGUUGAAAGAAGAAGAACAAGAUUGUUCUAUAUUGAUUAG
Molecule: messenger RNA, 2505 nt
Organism: Hansenula ciferrii
Lineage: Eukaryota; Fungi; Ascomycota; Saccharomycetes; Phaffomycetales; Wickerhamomycetaceae
Gene: PXL1
Product: Pxl1p
Exons: 1
Coding region: 1-2505 (834 amino acids)
Source: RefSeq, a predicted model, not a curated record